AUGUUGCUGACAAUGCUUCUGCUGGGAGUGGCCUGCUCAUCACAUGCUUCCCUUGUCAAAGUCAAUAAGGGUUUAAAGGUGAAGCGGGGUCAGUCAGCCUACCUUCAGGAGGGCAACCUGCAGUUCCAUAUUCCUCGUCAGAAGGAUGCAUGCAAGGUGGAAGUCGUUUUAAAUGAGCCCAUAACUCAGCGAGUGGGAAGACUCUCACCUCAGGUCUUUGACUGCCAUUACCUGGCUGAUGAGGUCAAGUAUGUACAUAACGGCUGUCCAAUAUUAAAGGAGGACUCUGUGAAGCUUCGACUGUACAGGUUCACUGACAAUGAGACAUACAUGGAGGAUUUUUCUCUCCAUGUGGACAUUAUGGAACCUGAAUGCACCAUCAUCAAGCUGGGACCCAAAUCCCUGGAGGUUCCUGAGCUCUACGGCCUGUCUGAUGCUGUGGAUGGUAACGUGGUGUCUUUCCACUACGAGAGGCGGUCCACCCUGGAGUGUAGCAUCCAUCUGAGCAGCCAUGAUAGCCACCUCCCUGCCCACGGCCAGCUGGUCACCGGAGAACCGGACCAGCCCACCACCAGAGGGGAUGAGCCAGAAAGCUUCAUCCCCUUACGCAAGCAACUAGAUUUAACCUUUUUUGAUUUUUCAGAAAAUAAAGCCAGAGCAAUGUGUAAAACUGAAGACUGCCUGAAAGGCCUGAAGCUGAUCAAGAUAACCAAAAUUCCCUGUGAUGACUUCCUGAUGAUGGGACUCAGGUAUCAGCACAUAGACCCUCCAUCUCCAGACGUAGACUACAUCGCAAUCAGACUGGACCUCAGGGACACUAGGAGUGGCAGCAUAUACCAGUCGGAACAGGCCUGGAUACCAGUGCGGAUACUGGGCGCUGUGCCCAACCAGCCACCUAAGCCAUCCUUCAUGUCCAUGUUUAUUCUGGAAGUGGACCAGUUCAUCCUCACACCACUCUCCACUGCUACUCUGGAUGCUGAAGAUGAGGAAACUCCGAAGCAGCUUUUGGUUUUCAACAUCACCAGACCCCCUGCAGAGGGAUUCAUUACACAUCUCUCUGAUCACACUCGUCCAAUCUCGUCCUUCACAUGGCUGGAUCUCAAUGACAUGCUCAUAGGGUAUCAGCCUCCUAACUCUUCUCACACCCAACGCAGGAACUAUGAGGUAGAGCUUGAGGUCCAUGAUUUUUUCUUUGAGAAGAGCCCAUCAAUGAUUGUUCACAUGUCUGUGAGGAAUGCAGACACCAAUGCACCCAGAGUGUCCUGGAACAUGGGUCUCAGUCUUUUAGAGGGCCAAUCUCGUCCAGUCACAUGGGAGCAGCUCCAGAUUGUGGAUAAUGACAACCUUAAUGCUGUUCGCAUCAUCACUGUGGAUGGUCUGCAGCAUGGCAGGCUGACUGUCAGAGGUGGAAAGGGCUUCAUGUUCACUGUCAGUGACAUCAAAGCUGGUGUGGUUCGCUAUCACCACGAUGACAGCGACUCCACUAAAGACUAUGUUAUCUUCCGCAUCACCGACGGCCGCCAUCAGACCCGGCACAAGUUCCCUAUCAACAUCCUGCCAAAGGAUGACAGCCCUCCUUUCCUCAUCACCAACAUGCUGCUGGAGGUGGCAGAGGGCCAGACAGCUCUGCUACGAGGCUCCAUCCUCCAGGCUUCAGACAUGGACUCCAGUGACGACUACAUUCUCUUUAACAUCACCCGCCCGCCCCAGGCAGGAGAGGUCAUGAAAAUUCCAGGACCAGGACUCACAGGUUACCCUGUCAGCCAUUUCCUGCAGAGGGAUCUGUUCCAUUCUGUGGUAUUCUACCGGCAUCUCGGAAAUGAAGUGUUCGAUGACUCUUUCGAGGUGGUGCUGUCUGAUUUCCAUGAUCCCCCCAACCUGUCUGAGCCUCAAGUGAUUGUGGUGCAUAUCGAGCCUGUACCUGACCAACCACCUAAAGAGGUUCUUGGUGUUAGUCGCUGUCUCGUGGUCAAAGAGACUGAGGUCAUCUAUCUAACACGGCAGCAGCUUCACUUUGUUGACCAGGAGUCUCCAGACAGUGAGCUGACGUACACAGUGACCACCCCACCUUUCUACACUGGUCUUCACAGCAGUCCUGAUGCAGGCAGGCUGUUCCUGGUUGACAGCAUACCCAAAUUUACCAAAGACUCCAACGCACCAGUGCUGCGACUUUUCACACAGCAUGCGGUGAACUUCAUGAAAGUAGCCUACAUGCCUCCGAUCAUGGACAUCGGCCCUUACGCCCAGCAUAUCCAGUUUGUUCUUUCUGUAACCAAUCAGCAGGGCAGAACAGUUACUGGAAUCUGCUUUAACAUCACAGUGCUCCCAGUGGAUAACCAGCCUCCACAGGUCAUCAGUAACUCUCUGACAGUGGAUGAGGGGGCGCAGUGCUGGCUGGGUCCUGAACACGUGCUGCUGUCAGACGUCGACUCCAUGGAGGAGGCCCUGCAGGUGGAGCUUCAGAGGGAACCUCAGCACGGCGCUCUGCAGCUGGGCAGCUCACCUCUGAAGGCAGGCCAGGCUUUCACUGUGCAGGACCUGAGGAGCCUUAAAGUCAGGUAUAAUCAUGACGGCUCUGAAACAACUGAGGACGACAUUGAAUUCACUGCUACAGACGGCACUAAUGCAGUCAGUUUUGUUCUGCAAGUUAAGGUGACGCCGGUCAAUGAUGAGGUCCCAGUGCUGGUUGCCGGUUUGAAACCCAUCCUUGGCUGUGCAGAGGGACAGGAAGUUGUCAUCACAGCUGAGUACAUCUACGCCACUGAUGCAGACAGCGACAACAGCAGCCUGGCCUACCUGAUCGCCCGUCAGCCUUAUCAUGGCGUGGUGCUCAGAGGUGGCGUUGUGGUCGACCGCUUUGUUCAAGCAGAUAUCACUGCAGGCAUCGUCACAUACAAACACACAGGGCUGGAGAUCGGACUCAGCCCUCGACAUGACACCAUCACUUUUGUCAUCUCUGAUGGAGAAACAGAAAACUCUCCUUUAUGCUGCAGUGGAGGACAUCCCACGAAGAACAGAGGCUCGGCCCAUCUGCGGGACAGUCUGCCUGUGUACGACCUCAAAAUAACAGUGUAUCCGGUCGACAGUGAGCCACCUGCCCUCACAACAGGAGACAUAUUUGUGGUGGACGAAGGUGGGACUGCCCCCAUCACUGUCUCUCAUCUGAAGGCCUCGGACAUGGACACUGCCCUGGAGGAGCUGGUGGUCAGCUUGGUGUCUCCCCCACAGUUUGGCUACAUUGAAAAUGUUCUGCCCAGUCCUGGCUUUGAGAAAAGCAACAUGGGAAUAAGCAUAGCCUCCUUUUCCUACAAAGACAUCAUGGACGGCCAUGUGAACUACGUCCAGUCCAGACACCAGAGGAUGGAGCCCACAGCAGACCAGCUCAUGUUCUGUUUAUCAGACGGCAAACGCAGCUCUGUCGACGUGCCCUUCUACAUCAUCAUCAGCCCAACCAAUGACGAGGUCCCAGAGUUCGUGGCCAGGAACAUCACUGUCCGAGAAGGAGACAUGAAGCAGCUGGACACCUCAGUUUUGAAUGCGGUGGAUCUGGACGUCCCGAAGAAUGAGCUGCUGUUUAGCGUGGUCACACCCCCCCGGCAUGGCAGCAUCAUGCAGCACAGCGAUGGGAGGCCAAACAACAGGAGAAGGGAGGCUGGGGCUGUCAUUGAAGACUUCACAAUGACAGAUCUAAGAAAUGGCAUGGCUUUGAUGUACAUGCACGAUGACUCUGAGAACAUGGAAGACAGUUUCACCAUUCAGCUGUCUGAUGGGAAGCACCAGCUCCACAGACAAGUAAUGGUUAAAGUGCUGCCGGUGAAUGACGAGGAGCCUCGGGUCAUAAGGAACAACGGGCUGGAGGUGGAGCCGGGGGAGGCCAGGCUCAUAUCCAGCGUCACGCUGUUUGCACAGGACAGGGACACUCUCCCUGCGGAGCUCAUGUACUUGUUUGAGAGUGUUCCUACUCAAGGACUGCUUCAGCUGAAGGAGGGCCAAGAGUGGGUGCCACUGUCAGCUGGAAGCAACUGCACCCAGGAGAUGGUGGAUCUGAACCUGCUGCGCUAUCUGCACACAGGGCUGCACGGUGCUAAAACACAGGACUUCUUCGUCUUCUAUCUGCUGGACGGGAAAAAUCGCUCACCUGCUCAGCACUUCCACAUCUCUGUCAAAGAUAUGGAAAAAGGGAGUAUUGCCCUCUUUUUGAAGCCGGUGAACGUCAGUCGUGGAGAUCGUUUGGUUCUCACCACGGACGUGCUGCUUGCCACAGAUGGCUCAGACAGGCCAGAGGAGCUUCUGUAUAUUGUCACCAACCCUCCCGCUCAUGGACACAUAGAGUACAUCAGAAAUCCUGGGCUGGCCAUCUCCACCUUCAGCCAGAUGGACAUCGCAGCAAACCUUGUGGCUUAUGUACACGACAACCGAGCCAGUGCGACCAAGGAAGCUUUUCAGUUUCUUGUCAGUAAUGGUAAAGCCAGCAGAAAUGGGACCUUUGAGAUUGCAGUGGAAAUGGUGGAUCGCAUCCUGCCGUCACUGUCCCACAACAAGGGCCUCACGGUCCCCCAGGGCUCCUCCAUCACCCUGCUCCCCGACUGCCUCACCCUGUCUGACCCGGACACCCCACCCAGCGGCUUGAGUUUUAUUCUUCACCAGCCUCCACAGUAUGGCAAGCUGCUUUUAGGCAACACCCCACUGACUGCUGGCUCAAACUUCACGCAGAAGAACAUCCAGGAGUUGGAGGUAGCAUAUCAGCAUGGCGGGGGGCCAUCGCAGAUCGACAGGUUUGCCUUUACUGCCUCUGACAGUACUAAUCGGGGCUUCCUGCUGGAUGGGCGGCUGCAUACAGAACCUGUGUUCUUCACUAUCCAGGUAAAGCCCCUGGAUAACUCAUCCCCUAAGGUCGUGAGGUUGCUCCCUCUUUGGAAGGCAGAGCUUUUAGCUGAUGGUCGAUAUGGGAUCUUCCUGUCAUCCAGGGAGCUGAAGGCACAAGACAGCCACAGCAGAGAAGAAGAGCUGACGUUCUUCAUCAUCCGCCCGCCCUACUUUGGUUACCUGGAAAACAUCACUGCAGGUAAUUUUGUGCAGCAGCGCUUCUCUCAGCUGGACCUGAACAAGAGAACCAUUGUGUACAUCAUCAAUCCAGACAGCGAGUCUCUGAAAGACAGCUUGGAGUUCACAGUGGCCGAUCCUCUGGGGAACACAGGGCCUUCUCACAUAUUGGAGCUGCUCUGGUCCAGUGUUGAACUCUCCCAGCCUGAGUACUCUGCCUGUGAGGGGAAGGGAGCCAUCUCUCUGGACAUCGUUCGAAAUGGAAACGUGGCAGAGUCUUCUUACAUCACAGUCAAGGUAAAGGAGAUCACUGCGACUGCUGGAAAAGAUUUCCUCAUAGGCACUUCCUCUCUCAUCCAGUUUGAUCCAGGUGUGUCAAAGAGGAGCUGGCAGACAGAGCUGAUCCAAGACCACCUGGAGGAGGCUGAGGAGAUGUUUGAGGUAUCGCUGGUCUCCCCUGAAGGCGCCGUGGUCGGCAGCAUCAACAGAGCUCACGUUACCAUCAGGGACUCAGAGAGCGGACAGUGCAGACAGAAGCAGGGUGGAGAGGCUCCUGUCCUGGGAGGGAAAGCGAUUCGGUCAGAGACUUACCCUCAGCAUGGAUCCAUUCAGCUAGAGAAGCUCCCUCUGAACACAGAGUCCGUCGUCUGGGCCCGAGGAGACAGCAUCCCCGGGCAUGAAGCAGGGCCCCUGAAGAAGAAACUCCGAAUCAUGGGCAAUCGAAAGUCUAUUCCGCCUUCAUCAGUUCUUCACAAUGGAACAGACACAAUUUACACGUACCAUGGCAUCAUGCACAUGCAAGUAGAGGAUGACACCUCCCCAUCCAGGAAGGGGAGGAAGGCGAAUGUUCGUGUGCUUAGCAGAGGGGCACAGCAGCCGGCUUCAGAGGUGGUUGCUCAUUCCAAACCUCAAACUAAACUCGCAAGUCUUGAGCGAACUGGACUGACCAAAGGACAUGCCACAGUGGAUAACUUGGUCCCCAAACCCUGUGUCCCAGAGCUGAUGGGACUCCUGCACUUCAACCACUCCACCAGCAGGCUCUUCCACUGCAACGGUGUCUCCUGGAAACCCUGGGCACCAACUGAUGAGAUGGUGAGUGCUCAGAUGUGUCCUCAAGGCUGGACCUUUCAUGGUGGCUCCUGUUACAUCCUCAGCUCUGAGCGCAAAGCUACGUGGAGCAUGGCUAACAGGGCCUGCAGGGAGAGAUACAAAGGCACUUUAGCAAGCGUUCUCUCAAAAGCGGACAUGGACUGGCUGUGGGACUUCAGUGGCAGGAAUCCCUUCUGGAUCGGUCUGAAUGACAGGGAGAGCCGAGGACGCUGGGAGUGGGUUGGCGGAGAGCCGGUCAGCUACACCAACUGGAGGAAGACCCCCCCGCGGUCCAAAAUGAAGGGAAGCAGGAGGUGUGUCCUGGUGUGGAAGAGAACAAAGUGGCAGAUCAGGGACUGCAAGACGAGCAGAGGCCAUCGCUAUGUGUGUUCAGUAAAGACUUGAGAGUGACCGUGGGUGUUCCACAGGCAUGAACCAAAACACUGUUUCAGAGGAGUUGCAGGAACAAGGACUGAUUCUCAGGACAAUGAUGCAACCCAGCAGCAAGGAUCGAUGGGAAUUUUCCAGGGAAAAUCAUGUACAUUAUGACAAGUUUAACGCGUGUGAAAGAUUACCUGCUACUCUGUGUACCUAAAUGACAGUUGUUUACACUGCAUCUAAUCUAAUUAAUCAACGGAAGUAUUGUUCUGUAUGUAUUGAUCAAAAGAGAUUUUCUUUUAAGUACAGGCACAGCAUCGCUUGCUCAUUUCACAGAGAACAUCUGGUUCCGUUUUGCCUCUUUAUUUCCUCAUCUUUAUUUACGAGUCAAUUUCUUCUGGUGACAACAAAACCCAGUUCAAAAUCAUUUCAGUGAAAAUUCAGUCAAAGUUGUGGAGCUUGAGCACUUACAUUUUC
Molecule: messenger RNA, 6987 nt
Organism: Myripristis murdjan (pinecone soldierfish)
Lineage: Eukaryota; Metazoa; Chordata; Actinopteri; Holocentriformes; Holocentridae
Gene: frem1a
Product: Fras1 related extracellular matrix 1a
Exons: 36
Coding region: 1-6537 (2178 amino acids)
Biological process (GO): cell communication; anatomical structure morphogenesis
Cellular component (GO): membrane
Source: RefSeq, a predicted model, not a curated record